AAGAGCUUGGCAAUCUUGCAAAAAUGGAGCUAUUAUCACUGUCAAAUAAUUCCUUGACAGGAACUAUUCCCUCACUUAUCUUCAACCUUUCUUCUUUAAUUGGCAUGGACUUCUCAAAAAAUAGCCUGACUGGUAGCCUUCCAGAAAACGUGUGCCAACAUCUUCCCAAUCUUGAAGUACUGUACAUGUACUAUAAUCACCUCAGUGGUCCAAUUCCAAACAGUUUGGGGCAAUGCACAAUGCUUCGUAUCCUUGUGUUGUCAAACAACCAAUUUGAAGAACAUAUUCCAAGAGAAAUUGGGAACUUGACAUUAAUCAAGUAUCUAUAUCUAGACUCGAACAAAUUAACAGGUGAGAUACCGUAUGAAAUUGGCAAUCUUCACAAUCUUGAGCGACUGGUACUUGGAUAUAACCAUUUAAUUGGCCCUGUGCCAACAACUAUACUCAACAUUUCAACAAUGCAAACGAUUGAAUUGUAUGUCAAUCAACUCUCUGGAAUCCUUCCAUCAAUUGCAGAGCUGCCGAACCUUAAGGGUCUUUUCUUAUGGGAAAAUAAUUUCAGUGGGCCAUUUCCUAAUUUCAUCACCAAUGCGUCCAAGCUCUCUAUGAUAGAUAUCUCAUCUAACUCAUUCUCAGGCUUCAUUCCUGGUGCUAUUGGAAAUUUAAAUUUUCUUGAGAUACUAGAUUUAGGAGAUAAUUACUUCACAUCUACUUCUGAUCUGAGCCUUCUUUCCAGUCUAACAAAUUGCAAGAUUUUAAGAGUUCUAAGGUUUGGCAAAAAUCCAUUGAAUAGCAUCCUUCCAGGUUCCAUAGGGAAUCUUUCUAUUUCUUUGGAAUAUUUUAACAUAAAUGAUUGCAACAUUAGUGGCAAAAUUCCCAAAGAAAUCGGAAACUUGAAAAACUUGCUAGAACUAAAAUUACAAGAUAAUGAAUUGACUGGACCAGUUCCAUUUACCAUGGAUAGAUUACAAAAUCUCCAAGGUUUGUAUCUUCAAAAUAAUAAAUUUGAAGGACUCAUCCCAGAAUUUUUUUGUCAUUUAAAUGAAUUGGAUGAGUUGAAUUUGGGGGGAAACAAGUUCUAUGGAGCCAUUCCUGCAUGCAUUGGCAAUCUUAGUAUGUUGAGAAAAUUGUCUUUAAGUUUAAACAGGUUAACUUUUUCUAUACCGUCAACUUUGUGGAACCUUGAGGAUCUCUUGUACUUUGAUUUGUCAUCAAAUUAUCUGAACGGAUCCCUUCCGUUAGGCAUUGGAAAUCUUAAGGUUGCCAUAGCUAUAAAUCUGUCAAGGAAUCUUUUUUCAAGAGAGAUUCCAAUUGUUAUGGGAAGCCUAGAAAAUCUGCAAUCUCUCUCCUUAGGAUACAAUAGGUUACAAGGCUCCAUUCCUGAAACAUUUGGGAACUUGAAAAGCCUGGAAUUCUUGGAUUUAUCUGGAAACAACCUUUCUGGAUUGAUUCCCAAGUCUUUGGAGGCACUCUUGAUCCUUUAG
Messenger RNA from Mangifera indica (mango), 1484 nucleotides. Its product is annotated as LRR receptor-like serine/threonine-protein kinase FLS2. Lineage: Eukaryota; Viridiplantae; Streptophyta; Magnoliopsida; Sapindales; Anacardiaceae. Gene Ontology annotation, molecular function: protein binding. The record is from RefSeq and is a predicted model, not a curated record. Bases 24 to 1484 code for a protein of 486 amino acids. The transcript is spliced from 3 exons.